AUGCACACUCUGCUGGAGCAACACAAUCUGAGCAGCGCACAGCUCGAGAGCAACGCACUGUUCGAGAGCAACACACAGCUCAAGAGCAAUGCACUGCUCGAGAACAACACACUGUUUGAGAGCAACGCACUCACAGCUGGAGCAACGCACUCACAGCUGCAGCAAUGCACUCACAGCUGGAGCAACGCACACUCUGCUGGAGCAACACAAUCUGAGCAGCGCACAGCUCGAGAGCAACGCACUGUUCGAGAGCAACGCACAGCUCAAGAGCAACACACAGCUCAAGAGCAACGCACAGCUGGAGCAACGCAAUCUGAGAAGCGCAAUCUCAUCAGCGAACUGCUGGACAGCGCACACUCUGUCGGAGCAGCACAAUUGAGAGCAGCGCAAUUGAGAGGAGCGCAAUCGAGAGGAGCGCAAUCACGAGCAGAGCAGGAGAGAGGAGCACAAUCGACAGUAGCGCAAGAGAGAGCAGAGCGAGAGAGAGGAGCGAGCACAAUCGAAAGGAGCUCAAUGGACAGGAGCUCAAUAGACAGGAGAGCAAUCGACAGGAGCUCACUUGAGAGCAGAGCAGGAGAGAGGAGCGCAAUCAACAGUAGCGCAAGAGAGAGCAGAGCGAGAGAGAGGAGCGCAAUUGAGAGGAGUGCAAUCAAGAGGAGAGCAACCGAGAGGAGCGCAAUCGGGAGCAGAGCAGCAGAGAGGAACGAAAUCAAGAGGAGCGCUCACUCUGCUGCAGCAGCGCAAUCGAGAGGAGCGCAAUCACGAGCAGAGCAGGAGAGAGGAGCACAAUCGACAGUAGCGCAAGAGAGAGCAGAGCGAGAGAGAGGAGCGCAAUUGAGAGGAGUGCAAUCGAGAGGAGAGCAACCGAGAGGAGCGCAAUCGGGAGCAGAGCAGCAGAGAGGAGCGCAAUCAAGAGGAGCGCUCACUCUGCUGCAGCAGCGCAAUCGAGAGGAGCGCAAUCACGAGCAGAGCAGGAGAGAGGAGCACAAUCGACACAGCGCAAUCGACAAGAGCUCGAUCGACAGGAGUUCAAUCAAGAGCAGCACAAUCGACAGAAGCUCAAUCAAGAGAAGAGCAAUCGGCAGGAGCUCUAUCGACAGGAGCGCAAUCGAAAGGAGUGCAAUCGACAGGAGCACAAUUGACAGGAGCACAAUCGACAGGAGCGCAAUCGACAGGAGCGCAAUCUACAGGAACGCAAUCGAGAGCAGAGCAGGAGAGAGGAGGUCUAUCGACAGGAGCGGAAUCGACAGGAGCACAAUCGAAAGGAGGGCAAUCUACAGGAACGCAAUCGAGAGCAGAGCAGGAGAGAGGAGGUCUAUCGACAGGAUCUCAAUCGACAGGAGCACAAUCAGGAGGAGUGCCAUUAAGAGGAGUGAAAUCGAGAGGAGCUCAAUCGAGAGCCGAGCAAGAGAGAGGAGCUCACUCGAGAGGAGCGCAAUCGACCGCAGAGCAAGAGAGAGGAACGCAAGAGAGAGGAGCACAAUCGACAGGAACUUUAUCGACAGGAGCUUUAUCAACAGGAGCUCAUUGGAGAGGAGCGCAAUUGACAGGAGCGCAAUCGAGUGA
Messenger RNA from Ustilago hordei, 1566 nucleotides. RefSeq lists its product as uncharacterized. The coding region runs from base 1 to 1566 and encodes 521 amino acids. The transcript has 3 exons. The record is from RefSeq and is a predicted model, not a curated record. NCBI's taxonomy places the organism in Eukaryota, Fungi, Basidiomycota, Ustilaginomycetes, Ustilaginales, Ustilaginaceae.